GUGUUGGCAGACCUGUGCUUAUUAGUAUAGUUUGGUACUGGGUUAAAAUGGUUACAAUCUGGCAAGCAUUUAGGGGAAUCCCGUGCUUCAGUCAUUUGUAUAAAUUCCACUGUUUAUUAUUUAUUCGUUCAAUUACGUUUUAUGUGAAACAUAAGUUAAAGACUAAAUAAUGGCUUCAAAAAAACUAUUUGGAUUUGUUAAAGUGAAAAGUGGCAAAUUUAUACCAAUUGAGAGAUCAAUUAAAAUAAUGACAGAAACUGCACCAGUAGCUGAAAGUGAUAAAAAGAUUGAAGUGAAAAAGUUCAUAAAGAUCCCUUGUAUAAAAGCAGAUGGAACCAGUGAAGAAAUUUCAGUACCACAAAGAGGUGAAACAGAGCUUCCCAAGAAUAAUAUAUUUCUAGAGCCAAUAUCCAAACACUCGUAUAAAGUAAUAAAGAAACAUUCUUAUCUACAAACAAACAAAAAUCAACAAGAAUGUGCUUGCCGUAAAUUAUGUAACUGCUAUAAGGAUCUGUUGAAAAUAUAUGAAGAAUUGAAACAGAAAUAUGAAGAGUUAAAUAUUAAGUUACAAGAACUCGAGCAAAACAAAGUAUUAUGUAAAUUAGCACAAAAUGAAAUUGAACAAUCAGAUAAUAUGCAAUUGAAGCUAACAAGUGUAGUGAGUAAUGAAAUUAAUGUAGAACCUGGUAUAUCCACUUUUGCUGGUGAAGAAUAUACUAAUGAUUGUAGUAAUGUGGAUAAUAUUUAUGAAUCUAAUGUUUUUGUUGACCCUAAGAUAACAUUGUCUUCACCAUUAAUUGGGUCAAAUGUGAAUAUGGGAACAAGUUUGAAUUUUCCAAAAGUUCAAAAUGAAAUUGAUGAUCCCCUCCAAUUGAAGGUGUACCCAUAUUGGGUUCAAUGUGAUAUACCUGAUAAUGAUGGAUAUUAUCCCAUUCAUCAUGCAGUAUUGGAUCAUGACAUAAUAUCAGUGACGCGACAGUGUAUAGUGUUAAAGAUCAAAACUAAUGACAUCAAUUUGGAGUGUUCUGAUGGAUUGACUCCUCUUCACUUGGCUGUUAUGUACAAUGCACCAAUAGAAAUCACAAAGAUGUUGUUAAAAUUUGGAGCAGCAAUGGAUUUUACCGAUGAUUCAGGAAACAACUGCUUCCACAUAGCAGCAACUAAGAACUAUAUGAAAACGCUACAAGCGUUGAAUGUAUGGAAUAAUAUUGAAUGCAUAAAUCAGUGUAAUCAUGAUGGUUACACGCCACUGAUGAUUAGCGCAAUUGAAAACAACAUUGAAGAUAUAAAUACGUUAGUAAAGCAUGGCGUCGAAUUGAACGUCACAGAUAAGAAGUCGGGACGGACGGCUUUAUUCUAUGCAGUAGAAAAUAAUGCAGUCGAAACUGUAGAAUUGCUGAUUAAAGCUGGAGCUGAUAUUACGAUAAAGAACUUCGCAGGAUUAACGGUCUUGGAUUUGACGGAUGAUAUGACGACCAUGCACCAGGAAAUAAAACAAUUAAUAGUUAGUAACAGUUUUGAGAUAGCUCAGAAACGAAAACGUACCGGCGAUACGAGUCGAACGACGAAACGAAAAAAGCAAUAGUUGUGCAUCUUUUUUUUAAAUGUACAUAUUUAA
Messenger RNA from Nicrophorus vespilloides, 1618 nucleotides. Its product is annotated as NF-kappa-B inhibitor epsilon-like. Bases 170 to 1585 code for a protein of 471 amino acids. The transcript has 6 exons. NCBI's taxonomy places the organism in Eukaryota, Metazoa, Arthropoda, Insecta, Coleoptera, Silphidae. Gene Ontology annotation, cellular component: ciliary inversin compartment. The record is from RefSeq and is a predicted model, not a curated record. Gene Ontology annotation, biological process: protein localization to ciliary inversin compartment. Gene Ontology annotation, molecular function: protein binding.